Cheilinus undulatus (humphead wrasse) is the source of this 2430-nucleotide messenger RNA. RefSeq names its product scavenger receptor cysteine-rich type 1 protein M160-like. The coding region runs from base 1 to 2376 and encodes 791 amino acids. The transcript is spliced from 10 exons. The record is from RefSeq and is a predicted model, not a curated record. Lineage: Eukaryota; Metazoa; Chordata; Actinopteri; Labriformes; Labridae. Gene Ontology annotation, cellular component: membrane.
AUGGCAUGGUCCAGUGAUGAAUGCCUGGAAAUCAGCUGCUCUGACUCUGUCAGACUGGUGAACGGGACUGGUCUGUGUUCAGGCAGACUGGAGGUGAGGUUUGACCAGCGCUGGUCCCCAGUGUGUGAGGAGGACUUGGACCUGCAGGGUGCUCAGGUGGUCUGCAGGGAGCUGGGCUGUGGGGCUCCUUCAGUCUUCAAGGGGGGAAUGUUUGGAGAAGUGGAGGCUCCGUUCUGGACUAAGAAGUUCCAGUGUGAAGGCCACGAGUCUGCUCUCCUGGACUGUUCAGAGUCAGGGUUGACUGGGAACACCUGUCCACCUGCUACAGCUGUUGGGCUCACCUGCUCAGACCCUGAUGAUGAAGUCCGGUUGGUGGGAGGAUCCAGCACCUGCUCUGGUAGACUAGAGUGGAAACACCAUGGAGAGUGGAGACCAGUGAAGCCUUCUUUCUCUUCCUGGACUCUAAAGGAAACAGCUGUGAUUUGUAAGAGACUCGACUGUGGCUCUGCUGUUUCAUCUAGAGCGAUAGAGGAAUCCUCUGACAGACCUGUGUGGUGGAUCAUCUCUGGUUGUGUAGAGUCUAAAUCUACAUUAAAGGAAUGUGUGAACACAGAGGAUUAUUCCACCUCUUAUGGGCUUGAAAUCACCUGCUCAGACUCUGUCAGACUGGUGAACGGGACUGGUCUGUGUUCAGGCAGACUGGAGGUGAAGUCUGACCAGCGCUGGUCCCCAGUGUGUGAGGAGGACUUGGACCUGCAGGGUGCUCAGGUGGUCUGCAGGGAGCUGGGCUGUGGGGCUCCUUCAGUCUUCAAGGGGGGAAUGUUUGGAGAAAUGGAGGCUCCGUUCUGGACUAAGAAGUUCCAGUGUGAAGGCCUUGAGUCUGCUCUCCUGGACUGUCCAGAGUCAGGGUUGACUGGGAACACCUGUCCACCUGCUACAGCUGUUGGGCUCACCUGCUCAGACCCUGAUGAAGUCUGGUUGGUUGGAGGAUCCAGCACCUGCUCUGGUAGACUAGAGUGGAAACACCAUGGAGAGUGGAGGAUAGUGCAUCCAUCGCACUCUUACUGGACUCUAAAGUUUUCAGCUGUGAUUUGUGGGAGACUCGACUGUGGCUCCGCUGUUUCAUCUAGAGUGACAAACGAACCCUCUGACAGACCUGUGUGGGGGAUCAACCCUGACUGUGUAGAGUCUAAAUCUACAUUAAAGGAAUGUGUGAACACAGAGGAUCGAUCCAGCGUUUUUGGGCUUGAAAUCACCUGCUCAGACUCUGUCAGACUGGUGAACGGGACUGGUCUGUGUUCAGGCAGACUGGAGGUGAGGUCUGACCAGCGCUGGUCCCCAGUGUGUGAGGAGGACUUGGACCUGCAGGGCGCUCAGGUGGUCUGCAGGGAGCUGGGCUGUGGGGCUCCUUCAGUCUUCAAGGGGGGAAUGUUUGGAGAAGUGGAGGCUCCGUUCUGGACUAAGAAGUUCCAGUGUGAAGGCCACGAGUCUGCUCUCCUGGACUGUGGAGGAUCUGGCUCAGUUAGAAACACCUGCUCACCUCGUAAAGCUGUUGGACUCUCCUGUGAAAAUCCAGAUAAUUACAGGUUGGUGGGAGAGCCCAGCCGGUGUGCAGGAACACUGGCGAUGAAACACAUGGAGGAGUGGAGACCUUUGGCAGAGAAGAGUUCUCACUGGGACCAGAGGUCUGCAGCUGUAGUGUGUACAGUUCUGAAAUGUGGUUCUGCUGUUUCAACAAGAGUAGUGGAACGUGAUGAUAAAAGACCGGUGUGGUGGAUCAGAGGUUCCUGUGUCCAGACUGCGUCCUCUCUGUUUCAAUGUGUAGAUUAUAGAACUUAUUCCAGCGACAACGUCCUUGAGGUGAUCUGCUCAGAUUUGCUUGAAAAGCCAAACAUCACCUUCUCCUUCUCCACUGACGGGGCCUCCGAGGCCACGCCGCAGGGCUACCAGGCCCUCAUUGGCACUAGCUUCAACAUCACAUGCUCCGUCCAACCUCAGUAUGAAGGAGGAGAUUUCCAGCUCAUCUUCUCUGACUCCAACACAACACAGAGCUACACCCUGACAGUGGUCAACCAUUCUGCCCAUUUCCUGUUUCCUACUGCAAACCAGAGCCACGGAGGGCAGUACAGCUGCGUUUAUCACCUCCAUGCUUUCUCCCAUAACUUCUCCUCAGAGAGCCAGACUCUCUCUCUCACUGUCGGAGACCCUCUGAGAGACCUGAUCAUCAGAUGUGUGGUCCUGCUUGGUAGUCUGCUGAUAUACGACACUGCCCUCUACUGCUACUUUAAGGUCAAAACCAAGCGGCAACCUCCGGUGCUGAGAAAUGAAAUCAAUGUGGAAAUGCAAAUAAUUACAAUACCGCAAGAGUCCACUUGAGGCUGGCUGCAGAAACAGUCCAGUCUGGACACCUGUUAAACAGCCGGUUUUUAC